This is a messenger RNA of Triticum turgidum subsp. durum (durum wheat), 1296 nucleotides long. The record is from the annotation of a GenBank genome assembly. Lineage: Eukaryota; Viridiplantae; Streptophyta; Magnoliopsida; Poales; Poaceae.
AUGAGCCAGCAGGAGGUCUACCGCUUCAACGUCCCCACCUUCGGCCCCGGGGUCGUCUUCGACGUCGACUACCAGGUCAGGCAGGAGCAGUUCAGGUUCUUCACCGAGGCGCUCAGGGCCAACAAGCUCCGCAGCUACGUCGACCAGAUGGUUGCCGAGGCCGAGAUAAAUAUCAGUGGGGAUUUUGAUGAUUCCAGUGGCCUGCUCGGUCACCAGUAUUCAUUUGAAUGCAAAUAUGCAUUUCGCUUUAUUGAACUAUGCUUGCUCCAAUUUUGGCAUCCUGCACAACCAACAGUCGGUCUAACUUGUCUUGCAAAGUUGUAUGGAAAUGAGUACUUCUCAAAGUGGGGAGAAAGCGGCACUGUGGAUCUGAAGUAUGAAUUGGAGCACCUCAUCAUACUGACUGCUAGCCGAUGCUUGUUGGGAAGGGAAGCACGGACACGUUUGGCGGAGAUCUUCGCCACCAUCAUCAAGUCCCGCAAGGCCUCUGGACAGUCCGAGGAAGACAUGCUGCAGUGCUUCAUUGAUUCCAAGUACAAGAAUGGCCGCCAGACCACAGAAAGUGAGGUGACUGGGCUACUUAUCGCAGCCCUGUUUGCUGGACAGCACACUAGCUCGAUCACCUCAACCUGGACUGGGGCCUACCUGCUCAAGUUCCAGCAGUACUUUGCAGAGGCUGUAGAGGAGCAGAAGGAGGUCAUGAAGAGGCAUGGUGACAAGAUCGAUCAUGACAUCUUGGCAGAGAUGGAUGUCCUCUACCGGUGCAUCAAGGAGGCGCUCCGGCUCCACCCGCCGCUGAUCAUGCUGCUUCGCCAAUCACACUCUGACUUCAGCGUGACCACGAGGGAAGGCAAAGAGUUUGAUAUCCCCAAGGGCCACAUUGUCGCAACAUCUCCUGCUUUCGCUAACAGGCUCCCCCAUAUCUUCAAGAACCCGGACUCGUAUGACCCUGACCGGUUUGCGGCUGGGAGGGAGGAGGACAAGGUUGCGGGUGCCUUCUCGUACAUCUCCUUUGGGGGUGGCAGGCACGGGUGCCUCGGUGAGCCCUUCGCGUACCUGCAGAUCAAGGCGAUAUGGACACACCUCCUGAGGAACUUUGAGUUUGAGCUGGUCUCACCGUUCCCUGAGAACGACUGGAAUGCGAUGGUCGUCGGCAUCAAGGGCGAGGCUUCAGGCUACAUGGACGACAUGGUGGGGCAAAAAUCUGUUUCAAGAGAUUGUGCUGGCACUUUUUUUUUUGCUAGGCUACACAGCUUGCUCCCGAAGGCGUGUCUCAGGGUUUCCCUUGGCAUGUGA